Molecule: messenger RNA, 840 nt
Organism: Pan troglodytes (chimpanzee)
Lineage: Eukaryota; Metazoa; Chordata; Mammalia; Primates; Hominidae
Gene: RPL36A
Product: ribosomal protein L36a
Exons: 5
Coding region: 113-541 (142 amino acids)
Biological process (GO): translation
Cellular component (GO): ribosome
Molecular function (GO): structural constituent of ribosome
Source: RefSeq, marked validated
GUCGGGGUGAGUGGACCACCCUUUAGGCGGAGUCCUUCCUUAAGCUCCCGCCCGCGGCUCCGAACUGAGUCCUCUCAGCCGCCCGAGGGCGCUGCGCUGAGCCUUACACUCUAUGAUUGCUCCUACCGACUCCCAUGAGGAAGUGCGAUCGGGAACCUCCUAUAUACUUCCGUUUGCCGCGCGGUUUCUUUCUUUCCGCGCCGAUAGCGCUCACGCAAGCAUGGUUAACGUCCCUAAAACCCGCCGGACUUUCUGUAAGAAGUGUGGCAAGCACCAACCCCAUAAAGUGACACAGUACAAGAAGGGCAAGGAUUCUCUGUACGCCCAGGGAAAGCGGCGUUAUGACAGGAAGCAGAGUGGCUAUGGUGGGCAAACUAAGCCGAUUUUCCGGAAAAAGGCUAAAACUACAAAGAAGAUUGUGCUAAGGCUUGAGUGCGUUGAGCCCAACUGCAGAUCUAAGAGAAUGCUGGCUAUUAAAAGAUGCAAGCAUUUUGAACUGGGAGGAGAUAAGAAGAGAAAGGGCCAAGUGAUCCAGUUCUAAGUGUCAUCUUUUAUUAUGAAGACAAUAAAAUCUUGAGUUUAUGUUCACUUCAUUUGUUUGCCGUUCAUCUUUUGGGAGGGAAUAAGCUAGAGCCAUCAAUACAAUUCCGCUUGUGGGGAAAUUUAUGCCUCUUACUGGUACUACUUGUUUUGCAUCGAAGCUGACUGGUUGAGUUCACAUCAUAUGUUGCAAUUUUCUAAUUUGGCACUUCAAUCACUAGGGGCCUUAUGAGGCAGUUUGUCAUUAUGCAAUGGUUAUUGGUUAUCAUGUGAGUAGACACAUUUCAGGCUAAUAGGGAG